Molecule: messenger RNA, 576 nt
Organism: Ordospora colligata OC4
Lineage: Eukaryota; Fungi; Microsporidia; Ordosporidae
Exons: 1
Coding region: 1-576 (191 amino acids)
Biological process (GO): poly(A)+ mRNA export from nucleus
Cellular component (GO): nucleus
Source: RefSeq, a predicted model, not a curated record
AUGGAUAGAAAAUGCCACAGAGUCGAGUCAGGGACGCCCAUGAGCAAUAUAAAUGACCAUUCAUCUGAGAAUAACAAAAAGGAGGUAGAUGCCAUAAAGGAAUAUGGAAAGACGUUCAAUAAGUACGCAAUGCCUGAGAAUGAUGAGAGUGAUUCAUCAAGCAUGCCUAAGACUCUGAGGAAGAGGAUGCAGGGGAUUCUAAGACGAGACAACCUAAACAACUCGCAAGGAAAGCCAGCUAUUGAGAAAAUCAAUAACGUAGCCGAGAUAUCCGAGAUUUUGAUGAACAGGGCAGUGCAAGAAAGUCUGCUUGAUGAGGGUAUUUUAGAAGAGGUUCGUGGAUGGCUGGAGCCGCUUCCUGACAGAUCUAUGCCGAACAUAAGAGUCAAGAAGAAUCUGCUGGAUGUGCUUAGAAACAUGAAGAUCCACAAAGAGCAUCUUUUACACAGUGGAAUUGGCAAAAUCGUUUAUUUCUACAGUAUCAAUCCAAAGGAAGAAAAGGAAAUCAGAGCCAUGGCAAAGCAAUUAGUACAGAAAUGGACUCAGGAGGUAUUCAAUCCUGAAUUUGACGAAUGA